Messenger RNA from Colletotrichum chrysophilum, 570 nucleotides. It is a transcript of the gene SCD1, whose product is annotated as Scytalone dehydratase. Bases 1 to 570 code for a protein of 189 amino acids. NCBI's taxonomy places the organism in Eukaryota, Fungi, Ascomycota, Sordariomycetes, Glomerellales, Glomerellaceae. Gene Ontology annotation, molecular function: scytalone dehydratase activity. Gene Ontology annotation, biological process: melanin metabolic process. The record is from RefSeq and is a predicted model, not a curated record. The transcript has 3 exons.
AUGGCGUCCCCUGCUGGCAACAUUACCUUCGAUGACUACCUCGGCCUGACGGCCUGUCUCUUCGAGUGGGCCGACUCCUACGACUCCAAGGACUGGGACCGUCUCCGCAAGUGCAUCGCCCCAGAGCUCCGCAUCGACUACCGCUCCUUCCUCGACAAGAUCUGGGAGGCCAUGCCGGCGGAGGAGUUCAUCGCCAUGAUCAGCGACAAGUCGGUCCUCGGCAACCCGCUGCUCAAGACGCAGCACUUCAUCGGCGGCACGCGCUGGGAGAAGGUCUCCGACACGGAGGUCAUCGGGCACCACCAGCUGCGCGUGCCGCACCAGAAGUACACGGACGCGAGCCGCAAGACGGUCGCCGUCAAGGGCCACGCGCACAGCUACAACAUGCACUGGUACAAGAAGGUCAACGGCGUGUGGAAGUUUGCCGGGCUCAACCCCGAAAUCCGCUGGUCCGAGUACGACUUCGAGGCCGUGUUCGCCGAUGGCCGCGACUCGUUUGGCGAGGACGAGGACGAGAAGAGCGAUGUCAAGGUUGUGGAGAAGGAGCUCAAGUCUGCGGUGGCUCACUAA